Molecule: messenger RNA, 1389 nt
Organism: Salpingoeca rosetta
Lineage: Eukaryota; Choanoflagellata; Craspedida; Salpingoecidae
Exons: 1
Coding region: 44-1168 (374 amino acids)
Biological process (GO): sulfation
Cellular component (GO): cytoplasm
Molecular function (GO): sulfotransferase activity
Source: RefSeq, a predicted model, not a curated record
GUCGGACCCAAAUCUGGCUCGCAGCAACAACAGCAACAGCAUCAUGGGCGUGGAUGGCAGAGGCGGCGGUGGUGGCAGUGGCAGUGGUGGAGGCAACGGGUGGCGUUUGUGGUGGAAGGUGUUUGCGGGCUUGCUGGCCGUGGCGGUGGUUGUGUAUGUGAUGCGGGCGGAUACGUUCUUGGCAUCAGAGCAGCCGCAGCACCUGCCGAUCCCCGUCUUGCGGCGGGCGCUUGGAACAGGGCUUGGUUCUCAGGGCAAGCUGAGCGCGCCGGCGUCGCGUGGCUUUGACGUGUGCCAAGACGGCACAAACUGGUUCAGCCGGUACAGCGAGGAAGACGUCGACACGAACAGCUUGAGGGAGUCCAGGAACCACCGCAUCUGCGCUGGCUCCCGGCCAAUGUUCACCAUCUCACACCCAAAGAGCGGGCGCACGUGGCUGCGCUGCCUGGUGGCCAACGCCUACGCAUGCGCGCGCAAGAACGCCUCCCUGUCGCUGAGCGAGACAGAGGCCUGGUCCGACAAGGUGCUGUCCUUCUCCCACGGCAAGCCGCACCCCUUUGGUUCCACCCCGCAGCAGCUUUUGAACGGCUUUGGAACGAACAACGGCGCCAAGCGGGAGGCGGGGUUCAUGCUGGUACGUGAUCCCCGCGACGUCGUCGUCAGCUCCUUCUACGACCGCAUGUACCGCGACUGGGAGCACUCGCUGCCAAAGCACACGUCCCUCUCCGAGUAUCUCCGCAUCGAGCGCGGCAGCCUGCAGACCUUGCUCAUGCACCAGAACCUCUGGUCGUCGGUGACAGACAAGCCCGACUGGCUGGUGCUGCGGUAUGAGGACCUGAAGCGCUGCCCGGAGAAGGCGCUGGACGAGCUGCUGAACAAACAGCUGUGCCUGGACGUGUCGCCGGCGUGCAUCGCGCGUGCCGCGGACUGGUGCGACUUUAGCAAGCUGCAGCAGCGCGCAGACUCUGCAAGCCACUAUGGCGGGGGCAAGAUCUGGCGCCCAAAGGGCCACGAUCCAAACUCCAGGAAGGUGCGCAAGGGCAAGGUUGGCGGGUAUCGGGAGGAGCUGUCAGCGGAGGAUAUGGAGUAUCUCGAGAGCUCCAUCCAAGAGCAUCUGCUUGGCGGCCGCGUCUUUGGCUACAACGCUCCCCCUCCCAAGAAGAACUAGGACCAAGCAGCGGUGCAUGAGUCGUUGUGUGUGUGUGUGUGUGUGUGUGUGUGUGCGAGAGAGAAUGUGUGUGUGUGUGUGUGUGAAUGUGUGUGUGUGUUGUGUCUGUGUGUCUGUGUGUCUGUGUCUGUGUCUGUGUCUGUGUGGUGCUCCUUCUUGGGGGUGGCUAUUUGUUUGCUUCGUUGUGAAAGUGUCCAAAGAAAGAAGAAAGAACAACCAAC